This is a messenger RNA of Leptopilina boulardi, 1977 nucleotides long. It is a transcript of the gene ref(2)P, whose product is annotated as sequestosome-1. Gene Ontology annotation, cellular component: aggresome; amphisome. Gene Ontology annotation, biological process: mitophagy; aggrephagy; endosome organization. The record is from RefSeq and is a predicted model, not a curated record. Gene Ontology annotation, molecular function: K63-linked polyubiquitin modification-dependent protein binding; protein kinase C binding; zinc ion binding. The transcript is spliced from 3 exons. Lineage: Eukaryota; Metazoa; Arthropoda; Insecta; Hymenoptera; Figitidae. The coding region runs from base 247 to 1710 and encodes 487 amino acids.
UGUAAACAUAUAAAACACAUCUGUCAUCUGCAAUUGAUGCGUCAUUGUGGUAUUAAUUUCUUUCUGCUUGUAUAUAAAAGGAUUGAAAUUUCUCGUAACUAAUUAUAUUUGUUCGCAAGAUUUUGUACAGUCCAGUUAUCAUAGAGAAUUGAAGAAAUACACAAUUAAUCAUAGUGUGAAAGUGGAAAUAGUUGACAUUCUCUUAUUGACAUUCUAUUUGCGUACGUUUCGAAACAAGCUGUCAUCAUGGCUGGUACGGUGGUCAAUUUUAAAGUUUUCUUGAUGAAAGAAAAUGCAACUUUAACGAAACCAGAAGUAAGAAGAUUUGGCAUUGACAGCGAUAUUGUGACUGAUUUUCAAUAUUUACGUGAAAAAUUGCAAACCAUUUUUCCCAAUAUUCGUGGUAAACGAUUUACUGUCAGCUGGAAAGAUUGCGAUGGAGAUAAUAUUGUGAUCUCAAGUGAUGAGGAACUACAAAUUGCACUUCUCGAAACUAAUGGAGCGCUAGUGCGCAAAUUUUAUUUGACACUUUAUUCUGAUUACGAGCAACAAGGAACACAAGCAACAGCCUCUGAGGAAGGCGUUCGUCACGAUGGCGUCACAUGCGAUGGUUGCGAAAAAAGUGUUUACGGCUUUCGCUACAAAUGUAUUCAAUGUCCCGAUUAUGAUCUCUGCAAAGAAUGCGAAGCACAAGGUCUUCAUCCUGAACAUUGUAUGCUACGUAUGCCUUUACCAAUGCCAUAUUCAAAAAAUCGCUACAUCAGACAUUUUGGACGUCGAAUGAAUAAAAAUCAACACAAUAGCACAAAUUUCACUGAUAAUUCAAAAGAAUCAUUCAAGAAUUGUAAAUUCGAUAAUUCACGUUCACGUCAUUGUGGUGGUAACAAUUUCCCCUGGACAGAUUUCUUGGGUUCAUUUGUUUACGAUGUUAAUAAUACAGCAAAAGAAUGUGAAAAACAAUCGCAGGAUAAAUCUUCUGAUCCACAAAAGGAACAACAACAACAACAGUCACAACAAUCACAAUUUCGCAAAAUUUCCGAAACAAAUAUUGAAUUUUUGAAAAAUAUUGGUGAACAAAUUGCUCAGAAUAUUGGCGAACAUAUUACACAAUUUUUAGAUCCACUUGGAAUUGACAUUAAUGUACCACAAACGAAAAAUGACAAUGUUCAAAAUAAAACAGAAGAUAAAACAAAUUUGCCAAGUACUUCAAAUGAUGAUUCUUCGGCUACAAAGCAAACACAAAAUCAGAAUGAAAAGCCAAAUGAAUCAGACAAAUCUCCAGUGAAGGAUCAAACAAAAGUUAAUGAUGAAUCGAAUGUGGAUUUGAAUAAUUCAACAUCAGAGAAAAAUAUGCCUGAACCAGAAGGUUGGACUUUGUUAAAUGAAAAUGAUAGUCCUCCAACAACAUCAAAUUCAUCACCAAUUUCUUCUCGUGCACCAUCAAUUGCUGAAGCUCCUCUUGCAAAACCGUCACAGCCAAGUGCACCGACAGUCACCGAACCAUUAGCGGCACCUGAGAAACCACUUUAUCCACCAUUGCCAAAAGAAGGUAAACUUCCAUAUCAUUCAAAUCCAAAAAUUCAACGCGCUAUUGAAACAAUGAUGGAAAUGGGAUUUUCAAAUGAAGGAGGAUGGUUAACUCAUCUUUUGGUUACAAAAGAAGGUGAUAUUAGUAAAGCUCUGGAUAUUUUAGCACCUAUUCGUCGAUAAAAAAAAAUAUACUUUUUUUCAAAUCUAAUUAUUGUUAAAGCUUAUACAGAGAGGGAAAUCAUUUACAAAUUGAUUUCGCAUUCCAUUCAGCAAUAUUGUUACUAUACAUUAAUAUUAAAUAAAUGUGAAUGCAUUAAGAAAAAAAAUUCGUAAAGUAGAAAUUACUUUAGUUGCUCUGCAUGUACUAAAUGUAAACAAAAAUGCAUUCUAUUCAUUCCUGGUGACUGUAUUACUUAGUGUCCAACAAUAAAAAGUAAAAAAAAAAUA